This is a messenger RNA of Macrosiphum euphorbiae (potato aphid), 744 nucleotides long. NCBI's taxonomy places the organism in Eukaryota, Metazoa, Arthropoda, Insecta, Hemiptera, Aphididae. The record is from the annotation of a GenBank genome assembly.
AUGGCUAGUGAUGAUGAGACGGUUUGUCAAAUUAUGUCAAAAGUUAAAAUUAAUGAAGAGGAUGAAGAUUCUGGAGACAAUUCUUCAUCGGAAAACAGUAGUGAAACUAGUGAAGAUUCCGUUGAAAUUGAAGUACCUUUUAAAGUUGGUAUGUGGGAUUUGAAGCAGUGUGAUCCAAAACGAUGUACUGGAAGAAAAUUAAUGAGACUAGAACUGAUUGACAAACUUGGGAUGUCUGCUAUGUUUAAUGGUAUCGUUCUAACACCUGUUGCUACUGAAAGUGUUUCAGCUAUGGACAAUCAAAUUAUUGCUAAAUAUGGUGUGGCUGUAGUGGAUUGUUCUUGGGCACGACUUAAUGACACUCCAUUCCACAAGUUGCAGCAUAGAAAAGCAAAAAAAAACUUGCGAUUGUUGCCAUAUCUUGUUGCUGCUAAUCCAGUCAACUAUGGACACCCUAGUAAACUAUCUUGUGUAGAAGCUUUAGCUGCUGCCAUGUACAUUGCUGGUUUCAAGGAAAUUGGCGAUUUGUACAUGUCCAAAUUUAAUUGGGGUCCAACAUUUAUACGCCUCAAUCAAGAAUUAUUAGAUGGCUAUGCUAACUGUAAAGAUGGGAAAGAAAUUGUUGCUUUUCAAAAUCAAUACUUAGACCAACUAGAUAAUGAUUACAAUCAUGAGAGUAGCAGCACAGAAUCAAGCAGUGAGUCUAGCGAGGAUGAUGUAGAAACAACUGUAAGAAAUCGAUAG